Molecule: messenger RNA, 3412 nt
Organism: Globicephala melas (long-finned pilot whale)
Lineage: Eukaryota; Metazoa; Chordata; Mammalia; Artiodactyla; Delphinidae
Gene: CCDC158
Product: coiled-coil domain containing 158
Source: RefSeq, a predicted model, not a curated record
GGAGUUGGCCGCAGAUAAGAACUAAAAGAACUAAAUAGGGAAGCAUUCAUAUUUCAAGAUCUCUAAGAAGAGGUAGCAAAUAUUUAAUAUGGAACAAAACCCUUGUGACUCAAAUAAUGAGGAUCUUUUAUCAAGUAGUGGCAUUACAUCCAAUGCAGGUUCUUCAGGUUCAUUUUUUAUGUCAUCUAUUCGUGGAACAAUAAUUGAAAACACAUCUUCAACUGGGACUUUGACGCAAAUCCCUUUUUACCCUAAAUAUGAAGUGGAACUUGAUUCUCACAGAAAAGUCAUUCCUUACCCUGGAAAGGAACACAUUGAACGUGUUUUGGAAGAAUAUUCACAUCAAGUCAAAGAUUUGCAGAGAAGACUAAAUGAAAGCAAUGAAUUGCAUGAGAAACAAACAUUUUACUUAAGACAGUCAGUCAUUGGUUUGCAAACAAAACUUAAAGAGAUGCAGAUGGAGAGAGAUGCCAUGGCUGACAUCAGACGAAGAGAGAGUCAGUCCCAGGAGGAUUUAAGAAAUCAGCUUCAAAAUACCAUUCAUGAACUUGAGGCUGCCAAAUGCCUUAAGGAUGAUAUGCUGAAAGACAGCAACACACAGAUAGAGCAGCUAAGAAAGACGAUGCUUGCUCAUGAGCGAGUGCUUCAAGAAAUUCGAUCAGUCCUAGUUGACUUUGAAGAAGCCUCAGGCAAGAAAAUAUAUGAGCAUGACAGCAUGUCUACCAUCCACUUCCGCAGCAUGGGCUCAGCUAUUAGUAAAAUCCUAAGAGAAUUAGACACAGAGAUUUCUUAUCUUAAAGGGAGGAUAUUUCCAGUAGAGGAUCAGCUUGAAACACUGAAAUCUGAAUCACAGAACAAAAUAGAGCUACUACUUCAACAACAUCAAAAUAGGAUUGAGCAGUUAAUCAGUGAAUAUGAAAUUGAAAAAGCAGGACUUACUGAGAAAGCUAGCAGUGCUCGGAGCCAAGCCAGUAGUAUCCAAAGUCAACUGGAAAUCAUUCAAGAACAAGCAAGAAACCAAAAUUCAAUGUAUAUGCGUCAACUCAGUGACCUGGAAUCUACUGUUUCUCAGCUACGUUCUGAAUUAAGGGAAGCCAAAAGGAUAUAUGAAGACAAAAUAGAAGAGCUGGAGAAGCAGUUAGUUCUUGCGAACUCAGAACUAAUGGAAGCACGGACGGAACGUGAUCAGUUCAGUGAGGAAUCUGGAAAUCUGGACGAUAAACUUCAAAAGCUCUUGGCUGAUCUGCAUAAACGAGAGAAGGAGCUGAGUCUCGAGAAGGAACAGAAUAAGCGUCUGUGGGACCGGGACACAGGCAACAGCAUCACCAUCGACCACCUGCGGCAGGAGCUGGACAACAGGAACAUGGAGGUGCAGCGCCUGGAGGCCCUCCUCAAGGCCAUGAAGAGCGAGUGUCAGGACCAGAUGGAACGGCAGAUGGCAGCAAUUCAGGGAAAGAAUGAAAGUCUCGAAAAAGUGUCCUCCUUGACUGCUCAGCUUGAAUCCACCAAAGAGAUGCUCCGCAAAGUCGUAGAAGAGCUGACAGCCAAGAAGUUGAGCCUGGAGAGCUCCGAGAGGACUGUGUUGGACCUGACAGCUUCGUUCCAGGAGAAGGAGAGAGCCAUCGAGGCCACCAACUCGGAGAUCAUGAGGCUGCGCUCCCGGGUGGACUUGAAGCUGCAGGAGCUGCAGCAUCUGAAGAAUGAAGGGGCUCACCUCAGAAACGUGCAGACAGAAUGCGAGGCCCUCAAGCUGCAGAUGGCAGAGAAGGACAAAGUGGUCGAGAUCCUGCGGCAACAGAUUGAAAAGAUGACGCAGCUGGUGGGCCAGCACGGACGGACGGCUGGCGCUAUGCAAGUAGAGAAAGCCCAGCUGGAGAAAGAGAUCAAUGAUAGGAGACUGGAGCUACAGGAAGUUAAGAUUUUGAAAGAUAAAAAAGAUGCAAAGAUACGGGAGCUUGAAGCCAGAGUGAGUGACCUGGAGCUGGAAAAUGUGAAGCUGGUGAAUGCAGGCUCUGAGCGGCUCCGUGCAGUGAAGGACAUCACACAAGAGAGAGAUCGUUUAUUAAGUGAGGUGAAAGCUAGUAGGAAUGAGUUAAACAGUCUUACAGAGGACUAUGAAGUCUUAAAAAGGAAUUUUCGAAACAAAAGUGAAGAAAUGGAAACUACUACAAAUAAGCUGAAAAUGCAAUUAAAAUCUGCACAGUCUGAGCUAGAACAAACAAGAAAUACAUUAAAGUCAAUGGAAGGAUCUGAUGGUCACGCUAUGAAAGUGGCAAUGGGGAUGCAAAAACAAAUUACGGCUAAAAGAGGUCAGAUAGAUGCUCUUCAGAGCAAGAUACAAUUUUUAGAAGAGGCCAUGGCAAAUGCAAACAAGGAAAAGCAUUUGCUAAAAGAAGAAAAGACAAAAUUAAGCCAGGAAUUGAGUACUGUUGCAGCAGAGAAAAACAAGAUGGCGGGAGAACUAGAAGUCCUACGAUCUCAGGAACGCCGACGGAAAGAAAAGGUUGCUAAUAUGGAAGUUGCUCUUGAUAAGGCAUCUUUGCAGUUUGCAGAAUGUCAAGAUAUAAUACAGCAUCAGGAACAAAAAUCAGUGCACCUAAAACUUCAACACACUUUGGAUGUAAAAGAACUUAAGGGCCCUGGUUACACCUCCAAUUCUUCUGUGAAACCACGCCUUCUACAGCCAUCUGCUGCCCAGUCUGCAGCCAGCUUCCUAUCUCAUCACUCUACGAAACCUAAUACAAAGGAAGAUCCAACGAGGGACUUGAAACAGCUUCUCCAGGAGUUGAGAAGUGUGAUCAACGAGGAGCCACCCGUGCGCCUGGGCAAGAGCGAGGAAGACGGGAGAGCACCAUCUCUGGGGUUCUCCUAUGUGGCUGUAGAUGAUAGAAUAAGAGAUUGCAUUACUGAAUCAAGGCUGAGAUUAGAGAUAUGCCAUAGAAGCAACACCUCAUUAAGGGAAUGCACUGAAGGCAGCGAAUCAAGUGAAACUCUUCACAGAGAGCCAGUCACAUUACACACAGGAGAGUUGGAAGAUCCACCUAGUUGCUUCACAUUCCCAUCUGCAGGAAGUCCAUCUGCGAAAAAUUCAGCUUCUCAUUCAUUCCAUUCUUCUCCUAAGAAGUCUUCAAUUCACUCAUCCCUAACUAGUUCGGCUGAAGAUUCUAUAGGUUCCACACCACAGUAUAGAUCCACCAAGCCUGUUCAUUCACCUGAUUCUGUUAAAGCUUCACAGUCUCAGCCAAUAGAAACAACUGGAAAAACAUGCAGGAAGCUUCAGAACAGACUGGAAAGCUUGCAGACUCUGGUAGAAGAUUUACAGAUGAAGAAUGAAGCAAUGUCUUCAAUGAUCAGAAAUCAAGAAGAGAGGAUACAGAAAGUGAAAGACCAGGAAAAAAUGUUACUAAAAUGA